Molecule: messenger RNA, 5151 nt
Organism: Haemorhous mexicanus (house finch)
Lineage: Eukaryota; Metazoa; Chordata; Aves; Passeriformes; Fringillidae
Product: C-type lectin domain family 2 member D-related protein-like
Exons: 6
Coding region: 16-1422 (468 amino acids)
Cellular component (GO): external side of plasma membrane
Source: RefSeq, a predicted model, not a curated record
CCAAUAUGGCGCCAAAUGUCACUUUGGUGCAACAAAACAAACCCAGAAAACCAGACGGGCCAUUUCCAUGACUCAUCCGGCCUUGCCUUUCCGGUCCCCUCCCCCGCUCGCUGUUCCCCCAUCCCCCUCUCGUCACCGCUCCUCGCUGCCUCCCCGCACGCUGAUUUGUCACAUCGGCCGAAAGCAGCUCAAACUCCGCCCUCGGCAGCCUGCGGCACCAGCUCGAGUGCCCGGGGAGCAGGGGUCGCGGCGCGCGGAGAGCUGGCGGUGGACGUCGGCGACAGCUUCAGUCCAGGGUGCCAUGACCGCUGGUGUAAAGCUGUUCCCGAGGCCGAGCUCCCAAAGGCUUUGCCAGCACUCCUGAACUCCCCGAAGGAAGGUGCUGAUUGUUCCAGGGAAACAGAUGCCAACUGUGAGAAGGAGGAGAGUAAAUUCUGCUCCAUUCAUGGAUCUGCAAAUGAGCCCCAGGAUCUCCAGGAGGGACCAGCAGCCGAGGUUGAACUCUUGCCUGGGGUGCAGGAAGUCACUUGGCAUAAGCAGGGGAAUGUCACUUGUGAGCGUGCAGAGAGUGCAGAUGUGGAGAAUGGAUUCUGCACCAGGGAUGGGAGUGUGAGGGAGCCCCUGGGUCCCCAGGGCAAAUCAGCAGCCAAUAAAGAAGACAAAAGGAACCUCAGAAGAUUGCUGGGUGAACGGUUCAGGUCCCAUCCUGUGGGCGCGGCGCUGCUGAUUCUGCUGCUCCUGGUGCUGGUGCUGGCUUUGGGGAUGGCCUUGGCUGUGCAGUCAGCAGCACCACAGGUUCCAGUUCCACCUGCGACUCUGCAGUGCUGUCCUUUUGACUGGCUUGGGUACAGGGGUGUCUGCUACUACUUCUCAAGGGAUUACAGCACCUGGGGGCAUGGUCAGGAACGGUGCUCCCAGCUCAAUGCCUCCCUGGCCAUUGCCGAGGAUGAGGAGGCCAUGGAUUUGCUCUUCCGCCUCCGCGGGAACGGCGAUUUCUGGCUCGGGCUGCGCAGACGGGGCGAGCGCCUGCAGUGGGAGGACGGCAGCAGCUACAGCUCCCGUUGUGUUCUGCCGGUGAUGGAUGAGAGAUCUCUGGCUGCCUUUAUUGAGAGCCCUGAGCCUUUCCUGCUGUGUUCUGUUGCCUGCCCAGGGGCAGGAGCAGAGGCACAGAGCGCUUUUGCUGGCCCCGGGCACCUGGCCCAGCCCAGCCCAGGAAUCCCUGCCAUCAUUCCCUGCACCAUCAUCCGGCCCCAUGGCGGCUCCAGGAGUUCAGAGUGGGCAAAAUGGGAGCGAGGGAGAGGAGGCAGCUGCUGCCAGUGGGUGAAAUGUCUUUGCUGGAGCUGGCAGGGAGAGGAGGAGGGAGAAAGCGGUGCAAAGUGUUUUGGUUUAGGGCAAUUUUGGGAGAAAAACCUCUUAUGGUAGUUCUUCUAGAAGGCAAAUUCAGGGUGCCCCACUUCCAAGGGGUUUGGGACAAAGCUUUCCUUGGAUAAAAGUAGAAAAAAAUUGCUCAUUUAUUAGGCAAAACAUUCACCAGCACAAAAAGUGAUCAAUAUCAAACAAUAGGACCUCUCACUGUUGGAAGAGAUGAUAAACUCUGGAAGUCCGCUCUGUGGGCUACUGUUCACUCUGUCCCUUAUCAGUCCCUUAUCAGUCCCUUAUCAGUGCCUUAUCAGUCCUUAUCAGUCCCUUAUUUGUCCCUCUGGUGCUGGAAAUGCCUCACCCCAGGCCUGGCCCCAUGGCCAUACCCACUGCGUGUGAUCUGUGGGUGCUUUUCUGGUGUUCAGUCCAGAGUAGGUUAAACAUUAACAAGAAAGGAAAACCCACAGUACAGAGAACUUUUUGCACCUCAGAGAGCUAAAAAUUAACUAAAAUCAAAGGAACAAACUAAAAAUUAACUAAAACCAAAGGUGAGCUCUGCCUCGCCCUCUGUUCUGCAGACAGCUCAGCCCAGGAGCAGCAGUGUGCAGAGUGAGUGCAGUCUGUGAUAACAACCUGGGCCUUCUGCUCUGCCCCUUGGCUCUCAGAACCUGCCUAAAGGUGCAGGACUCAUUUCUGGGCUAAACAGACAGACGGGGACAUGAGCGUCAUAAAGUCACCCCAGGACACUGCUGGACCUCCUAAAAAUAAAACUAUUAAUCUUAACAAAUUCCCACAGAAAUGACGAAAAAUAUGAACUCAUUUAUAAAAAUAAAACCUAGCAAAACAUUUCCUCAAAAUACAAAAAUAGCCCAUAUAACUAAAAAUAGCCACUAUAACAACAACAUCAAACAACUCACUAUAACAAUACCUAAUAUUGAAAAAACCAUUAAAGUCUAGCCAUAGUUAUUUAAAAAACCUGUAAUAACAAUUUUAAACCUUAAAACCCUACAAAACAAGUUACAUCAAAUUUGUUUUUACCUCAACACUUCAACUAUAACAUUAAAACAGUUAAACCAGAGUAUUAAUUAAAUGAAAAAAAUCAAAACUACCUUCAUUAUUAAUAAUAAUAUAAUAGCAAAUAUUGGUACUUUUAAACACACAAUCUUACAAAAUAGAACCACCAUCAAUUUUCUCUUACUAGCACAUAAACAUAAUUAUGAAAAAUUUAAAAUAUUAUAUGACAUGAACUUAUCUAACCACUCAGUCCAUCCACAAAUAUCUUCAAAGAUGAAAAAUUUAACAAAUUAAAUUAAAACAAACAAUUAGUCUUAACUACACAAUUUACUUAAAAAAAAACUUUAUACCUUAACUAAAAAAAAGUUACAAAAUAAAUUUCCAAAUAUUAAUUAUUAUAAUAAUUCUAUAAGUAAUAGUACCUUAUGCACUUCACUAUAUACAACAAAUAAAAAAGACCAGAAAAAAAGUUUUUACAGUCCAAAAAAGAUUUGUAAAAAUUCUCAAAAGCUGACGAAGGUCCCACAGCCUUGUACCUCUGUUUGCAGACACUGAGAUAAGGUGUGCUGGCUUAGGAAGGUCACAGAACAGAGGUGACAUUGUUGAGAGAGAGAUUGUUUCAAGAGGUUUAGAAUAUAGCCUUGCAAAAAGAGCAGGUACUUUAGAGAAUUAGAACCAUGAAAGAUGCACUGAAACAGGGCCAUGUGAGGGAAAAAUGCAGGUGAUGGGGUUAGAAGUAAUAGGAGUUGUGAAAGAAAACAUUCACUUGUGUUAAAAUUUUAGAUGUUUAGUAGUAAUGAAAAUAGUAAUAAAAAUGAGGACAAUAGGAAUUUGGACAAUCAAAGGUAGGACAAUAAAAGACAACAAAAAAGCAAAGAAUUAGGGAUGUCUGGGUGCUUUUGCAUUCUGCCACAAAAGCACACCUUGCUAACAAAGGAUUAACCCUUAAAAGCCUAUUGCAUAUUCAUAAAUCUCAUACAUGAAUCCAACAUUCCAUUCAAACUAAGGGAGGUUUCUGCUUAAUUUCAACUCCCCCUCUCAUCUUGUACCUCAAUCAUUUUGGUCCCUCAAAGUCUGAGCUUUCCUGAAAAGGAGACAAGAGUUCUUCUCUUGGGAUCUUGGUGUGUUCUUGCUGUUAUCUCUACACGAAGAAUUUCUUGAUUAUCGUAUCCAUUCCUCGAGCUAGUUACAAAAAGUAUCUUACAUCACAUCGUUUCUAUUUUAAUAUUAUGCUAUAGCCUAAAAACUAUAUUUGCCACACUAUUUAAAAGAGAUUAAAACAGCCCUGCUUAAAAUAGACUAAUACAGCAUCACUUUCCAAUAUAACACAUGGAGUGUGAAAAAUGUGUAUUUUAUGAUUGGCUUUUCACAAAUAUUCAAAUGAAUACUAUAUGUGUUGUGUUAGAAAGUUAUGCUGUAUUAAUUCUCUUAAGUAGUGUGUUAAAUAUAGUUUUAGGUUAUAACAUAAUGUUAAAAUAGAAACUAUGCUAGGUAGGAUACCUUUUUUCUAAAGAAAGGACUCGCAGCGAGAUAGCAGCCACAGGAUACCCAAAUCUUUCAGAGAAAGAGAAUUUAUUGCUCCAUUAUCGAGUUCUUCCCACCUCACUCAGCCCUGAAGACUCAGUCAGGAUUCAGAGGAAGAAGCUGACACUGCCCAGACAGAAUCCUGGGUUUGAAUGGAAUUGAUGCAUCAUGGAUGAGGUGUAUGGAUAUGCAACAGGCUGUUGCUUUUAAGGGUUAACCCUCUGUUAACGUGGGGCCUUUUUCGGGCUUAUUUUGCCCAGAAAAGUUACCCAGACUGUCUGUAACUCUUUGUUUCUGUUGUCUCAUAUUGUCCUAAUCCAAAUUGUCCAAAUUAUUAUUACUCUAAUUAUAUUGCUAUUUUUAUCACCAUUUUAUUAUCAUUAAACUUUUUUAAAUUUUAAAAACAAGUGGUUGGCAUUUUUCACAUAUGGAAUUCAUUUUAAUAUUUGCCAAGAGCCAAUCAUAUAAUGGGCAUUUUUCACAGUAGUAUUGUGUGGCAAAAGUUUUCAGCUAAGAGGCUGGAAAACAUUUAUAAGAUAUUGUAACCAGGAAAGAAGUUAGCUUUUACUGGAAUGUGAAAAAUGCGUAUUUUAUGAUUGGCUUUUUGCAAAUAUUAAAAUGAAUAUUACAUGUGUUGUAAUUAUACAUGUGCUUUAUUAAUUCUCUAAAGUAGUGUGUUAAAUAGUUUUAGGUUAUAAAAAUUGUAAAAAUAGAAACUAUGCUAUGUAGGAUACUUUUUUAAAAGAAAGGACCUGCAGCGAGAUAGCAGCCACAGGACACCUAAAUCUUUCAGAGAAAGAGAAUUUAUUGGUCUCUUAUCGGAAGAAAGGAAAUUCUUCCCACCUCGAAGGCGCUGUUAAGAUUAGGAAGAAGAAGCUGACUAUGAGCAGGCCGAAUCCUGUGUUUGAAUGGAAUUUAUGCAUCAUGGAUGAGGUGUAUGAAUAUGCAACGGGCUGUUGUUUUUAAGGGUUAAUCCUUUGUUAACGGGUGUCCUUUUUUGGGCUUGUGCUGCCCAGAAAAAGGUACCCGGACAUCUGUAACUCCUUGUUUUUAUUGUCUUAUAUUGUCUUAAUUCAAAUUGUCUUAAUUAUUGUCACUCUAAUUGUAUUACUAUUUUUAUAACUAUUUUAUUACUUUUAAAACUUAAUUUUAAAAUUUUAAAGUUAUUUGCAUUUUUCACACUUAUCAUUCCCUUGCUCUGUUUGAUUUGAUAAUAAAUUUGAUUUGUUUGAUAAUAAAUUCAAUUAAAAUUAA